Messenger RNA from Colletotrichum spaethianum, 351 nucleotides. Its product is annotated as ankyrin repeat-containing protein. The record is from RefSeq and is a predicted model, not a curated record. NCBI's taxonomy places the organism in Eukaryota, Fungi, Ascomycota, Sordariomycetes, Glomerellales, Glomerellaceae. Gene Ontology annotation, molecular function: protein binding. Bases 1 to 351 code for a protein of 116 amino acids. The transcript is spliced from 3 exons.
AUGGCCGCGGACAACGAGGAACACGAGGGCGCCUCCGUCAAGGAGAUCCUCAUCGAAGCCUGCCGGCGCAACAACACCGAACUCUUCAACGAGGUCGUCGCCGACAUCAAGGACGAGGACGAGCUCUCCCGCCUCCUGAACGAGACCACCACCGUCAUGGGCAACCACCUCUACCACGAAGCCGCCUCACGGGGUAACUACGAAAUAAUCGACCUCCUCCUAGACCAACCAAACUUCGAAUGCGACCCCGUCAACCGCCUUGAGGGCGACACGCCCCUGCACACCGCCAUCCGCUGGAUCAACUCGGAACCCCCGCCCAGCGCGAGUUCGGCAACGCCCUCAUUGAUAUGA